Cryptomeria japonica (Japanese cedar) is the source of this 1918-nucleotide messenger RNA. Its product is annotated as probable CCR4-associated factor 1 homolog 7. The record is from RefSeq and is a predicted model, not a curated record. NCBI's taxonomy places the organism in Eukaryota, Viridiplantae, Streptophyta, Pinopsida, Cupressales, Cupressaceae. The coding region runs from base 971 to 1795 and encodes 274 amino acids. Gene Ontology annotation, cellular component: P-body; CCR4-NOT complex; CCR4-NOT core complex. Gene Ontology annotation, molecular function: poly(A)-specific ribonuclease activity; nucleic acid binding. The transcript has a single exon.
CGGUGGCGUCACAAUCGAACACCAACCCGGGUUGGGUUAAUUUUGGGUUAGGGGCGCUGAACCCGCCGCGUGAGUUUGAACCCAGGGACGGGCGUAGUGGGUGCCGGGUGGGCACUAGGUUACAUAAUUUUGUUUUUUAAUCUUUUUCCCUGAUUUUUAAAUGCUUGCAUAAUUGAAGACUUUUCAUACGUUUCGUUCACGGCGACCGAUAAAUGAUAUAUUCAAUGUGUAUAUGGGCCUAUAAAUGGGAUAUGCAGUGUAUAUAUGAGGCCAAUUGUUCCUUAUCGGGUCCCCCCACUUUGGUGUGGUUCAGAGCUCUUUCGUCUUCAAACUCUGGAUGGAAAACUGGCCUAUAAAGCCGUUCGGAGGAAGGCUUCUGUCGUAGAGAGAAUCAAAGAGACAGAUCUGCGAGCUCGGAAAGAUCGGGUGUCCUGCCGUUGGCUAAUUUUGUCUGCGGAUUAUAAAAUAAAAGGUGAGAUUUUGGUACAGAUUUCGCCCCGUUUUGUUGUUCUAGGGUUCGUCUGGAAGAUUCUGGAUCUUUUUUUUGUGAACGUUUGAGAGUUUUCUGGUGAUCUUUAAGUACAAAACUGUUUAAAAGUGUGUUUGAAGGGUUGGGCUGGAUACCCAUUUAGACGAUUUGAGUUAUUGUGGAGAAAGGUAGGAGGAGGGCCUUCAAGAGGCGUCUAGGGAUAUACCCAUCUGGAGGAUUUGAGUGAUUGCAGAGUAAAAUAGUUGGAGGGAUUUCUGGAGGCAUAUAGGAUUUGAAGGGAGCCCUAGGGUUUGUUGGGUUGGAAGGGAUUUGCACAUGUUGUAUUUGUGGCUAGCUGAGGAGAUUGCUCGGCUGAUUUGGACAUUUGGGUUGCAGCUGAACCCUAGGAUUUGAUUGCUUUGUGACCCUCAUCUUUCAUAUCGAUCUGGGUAUCGCUUUAAGGGAAAUAAUUAAUAAUAAUAAACCUUAAACAUAGAAAACAUGUCUAUUCUACCUCCGACUGAUGAUCUCAGAAUCAGGGAGGUGUGGGCCGAUAAUUUGGAAGAAGAGAUUGCUCUGAUCCGGGAGAUAGUUGACGAUUACCCUUAUGUUGCCAUGGAUACAGAGUUUCCCGGUAUAGUGGUUAGACCUGUGGGAAAUUUUAAAUCUGCUUCAGAGUUCCAUUAUCAAGCACUAAAGGCUAACGUGGACAUGCUCAAGCUUAUUCAACUGGGCCUCACUUUUUCGGAUGAGGAUGGGAACCUGCCCACAUGUGGAACUGACAAGUACUGUAUUUGGCAAUUCAAUUUCAGAGAAUUUAAUGUUGAGGCAGAUCUCUAUGCCAAUGAUUCUAUUGAGCUUUUGAGACAGAGUGGUAUUGAUUUCAAGAAGAAUAUUGAGAUGGGUAUUGAUUCACAGGUCUUUGGAGAGCUCCUAAUGUCAUCUGGCAUUGUCUUGAAUGAUACCGUGCAUUGGGUUACUUUUCAUAGCGGCUAUGACUUUGGUUACCUGUUGAAGCUUUUAACAUGCCAGGAGUUGCCCUCGACUCAGGUGGGAUUUUUCAAUUUGAUCAACAUGUAUUUCCCAACUGUGUAUGAUAUCAAGCACCUCAUGAAAUUCUGCAACAGUCUGCACGGAGGGUUGAAUAAGCUGGCUGAGUUACUGGAUGUGAAGAGAAUUGGGGUGUGCCAUCAAGCCGGUUCUGAUAGCUUGCUGACUUCUUGUGCGUUCAGGAAAUUGAGAGAGGGUUUCUUCAGUGGGUCCACUGAAAAAUAUGCAGGCGUGUUGUAUGGUCUGGGAUGUGACAGUGGUGACAAUGGUCAUUAAUCUUUUGAGAUUAGAGAGCGAGAUCAUACUCUCAUCUCUUUGUAUACUUUUUUGGGGCAAACCCUACAACUUAACUUAUUAAUUGCCAAGUUGUUUUAAUAAUUAUUGUUCAUAUUGUCUUCA